CAGGAUAUCGCUUCGCCCCAUCCACUUCUUUUUCUUUCCCUUGUUCUUCGCAUCCUAGGGUUUUCCAUUUCCACAUCCAUAAAGACAGUGUAGUGUAUGAACUCCACUCCACCGUUGUCGUCGUCGCCGUCGUUUGCAUCAGUCUUUACGAGGGUGGCACAGUGAACGGACACAACGAACUGCAUGUGAUUGCAGCUGGGACUAAGUGGAUAGUGAAUAAUCACGGUGGAUCGGAAAAGCUCCUUCAGGAAUUGCUGAAAUCGGUACUGUUCGCGGCUAAUUCUCAGCUAAUCGCGAGUGUAACGAAACGAACUUCCGGUACGUUGCGUUCCGGUUUGGUUUGGAAGCAACGUUACUUGGAAAAUCUACCUGAAGAAAAUCAAUCCCCUCGAAGAAAGGAUCUUGGGAUUUUCCAAGAUGUCGUCGUCGUCCUCGUCCUCGUCGGUCGCAUUCAGUAGUGAGCGCGCGUCGGCGCAGUAGUCGUUGCUCGGUUGCCCGUCGCGAAUCCUUCUUCUGGCUGCGGCCGACAGUCUGUCAUCGUCCUUGCUGGCCCCGCGUCGUCCAUCGGUGUCGUCGGGUUUGGGUGCGUAAAUAUUUAUCCUGCCAUAGCGGGAGUGUUUUCCGGCGUUCGAAGAUCGAAAGAAAGAAAGGAAAAUCUCAGUGCUCCCUAGACUGCUAUUGUCGAAGAAAUGUAAAACCAUCGAAUCAGUGCUCGCAACUCACUUUUGGUGAUAUUUUCAAAAAACAACAUUAAAAUGCUUUCGAAUGUUUAGAUUAGUUCCGGCCGAAAAUUUCCAGUCGCGUUCCAGUUACUCCUACCCAGUGUGACCAGCGAGCAACAAAGGAUACUCGUAUGACUUUGAUACUGAUUUUGCUGUUUUUGAAAAACAUUUGCAUAUUUUUUAACAAAUUGGUUUUGCGUUGCUACAACUCCUUCCUGAUCCAUCCGAACAACAACCACCUGGAGAACGGUGGCAAACACGGAGGGAAUCGAUACCGAUCCCGAACGGUUGGCAACCACAAGCUCUAUUACAACGAUAAGGAUCUGCUAGUUCGACCGCGACGGUCUCGCCGUCUUCGCAACGAACAACUGCAACAACAGCAACAGCAGCAGCAACAACUGCUAGUCGAUAGGGAUAGCUACGGGAAGUACUACUGAGUCGUGCGCCUCCCAUGGAACGGCGCCGCUUGAAAACGUGACUCACCUAGUUAGACACCGUAGCAAAUAGUAAUUCAAUUACCCAUAGAAUCAACCGAAGUCGAUAUCAGAGAUUGAAAUCUUAUCAACGGUUUGGCCGGAACCAGUACCACCACCACCCUUCAAAAUCUUCGAUUACCCAGCGCAUUUUAGUGGAAUUAAAUCCUUUGUCGGAAGUUCGCUGACCCUCUACCGCUAGGCUAGCUCGCUCAGGACAAAUCCAUCAUAUCAUCACUCAACCAUCACCAUCAUCCGAAUAGGAGAGGAGAAGGAAAAAAGGAAACCACUUGUCGCAACGUCGUCAUCGUCGGAAACUACAUACGCGCGCUGUGCUGGGGUGGCGAUUGCAAUGCACAGUGGUUCGGAAAGGUGAUUUUAGAAGAAACUACAACCCCGUCACCAAUGACCAUUCAGGAUAGCCGCAGCAGUACCUCCAGCACUCAUACGACCACGCAAGAAUCCGGUCCAAGUUCGUCCCUCAACGGUACCAGUUCCGGUUCAAGUCAUGCGAGAGUAACCGUACGUGCUCCCGUUCUGUCCAGUAAUGGUUCGAGCAGCAGCAGCAGCAGCAACAAUAGCAGCAGUACAGUGGAGGCGGCGGGAUCGGCUGCCGGUACCACUUCCGGCCGCCAUCAUUCUGCUGCGAUGGAUAACGAAGUGGCUGUGGCUGUGGCAGCGGCAGGUGAAGAUAACAACAACCAUUACCGGUUAGGAGGAGGUGAGAGGCCCCUGCAGAAUGGCUGCGAGGACAAAUGGAGCUGGAGCAAGCGGGACCGCUCGAAGGAGGUGUGGCUCAGCGGGGCCAACAAUCGGACGGUGCACUUCCAUCCCAACUGGAGCAAGGGCACGGCCGGGAUUAGGGGCACCCGGGUGCUCAACAAUGGACGCUACUACUGGGAGCUAAGUGUGUCGCAGCGGGUCUUCGGGACGAGUAUGAUGUUCGGCAUCGGUACGAAAAAGGCCCGAUUGCACGUGAACGCUUUUACCAACCUGCUCGGUGAGGACAAGAACGGCUGGGGCCUAUCGCACAAAGGACUACUGUGGCACGAUGGUAUGGCACGGAAUUACACCAAACGCUUCAAGGAGAAUCAGGCCACCAAGAUUGGGAUACUGUUCGAUGGGAUUGCCGGAACGUUGACGUACUACAAGGACGAGGUGUGCCUGGGAAUUGCCUUCCGGGGGUUGAAUGAGAUUCGUGAACCUCUGUACCCGAUCGUCUGUUCGACGGCCGCCAAAACGGAAAUGGUGCUGACGGAUUCGCGGCGGGAUUUUGUCAACCUGCAGGACCGCUGCCGGGCGAUCAUCAUCAAGCACAUCAAGACACGUGAGAAGCUCGAUCGACUGAAUCUGCCGCACUGUAUUACCAACUAUCUGGCCGAUGCGUUGACCGAUAGCAGUACUCCGGUGACGCCCUUGGACCAGCACCUGAUUGAUUACUAUCUGUUUUAGCUGGUUGGGCGGUGGUGCUGUGUGCUUCCAGAGUGGGGCGUAUUUUCUGUGGUAAAUUUUGCAGUUUUAGUGCUAUUUUUCAAUGUUGUUAUUUUGAUAGGUAAAUUCUUAUUUUUUAUUGAUUAUUAUUGUAAAACAAAUUUUAUGUUGAUCUCAAGGCCGUACUCGAAGGAAACGAAUCAGUUUCGUUUUUUUGAACUAGUCUUAGCUUAAGAUAACCCUAAGAUGAGGGCAACGACAAGUAGGUAUAUGAUUUGAAAAAUCAAAUUUGUUGUCUUUUUGUCUGUGACUUCAUCAAAUUAUUCGUUAAUUAUUUUGUUAAUAUGUUUGAUCCCUUCGAUGCUUCUAGUCACUAUGUAGACUGAAUGCGAAACGAAUCGAAGAAGUAUGUAUUUCUAAAGCCUCCUCCAACGAGCCAGUAGUGGCUCGAAAGU
Aedes albopictus (Asian tiger mosquito) is the source of this 3081-nucleotide messenger RNA. It is a transcript of the gene SP555, whose product is annotated as SPRY domain-containing SOCS box protein 3. Gene Ontology annotation, biological process: proteasome-mediated ubiquitin-dependent protein catabolic process. Gene Ontology annotation, cellular component: SCF ubiquitin ligase complex. Bases 1601 to 2647 code for a protein of 348 amino acids. Lineage: Eukaryota; Metazoa; Arthropoda; Insecta; Diptera; Culicidae. The record is from RefSeq and is a predicted model, not a curated record. The transcript has 5 exons. Gene Ontology annotation, molecular function: protein binding.